Molecule: messenger RNA, 6222 nt
Organism: Arvicola amphibius (Eurasian water vole)
Lineage: Eukaryota; Metazoa; Chordata; Mammalia; Rodentia; Cricetidae
Exons: 37
Coding region: 1-6222 (2073 amino acids)
Molecular function (GO): protein binding
Source: RefSeq, a predicted model, not a curated record
AUGAAGAAGAUCUUCAAGGGCCAUUUGCCCUGGGGCUUCCUGGGCUUUAGACAUGCCAAUGCUGAGAACCAAGAAUGGCACAGGUACCUCACUGGCUACACACCUGUGAAAAAGAUACACAAAGCUGCGAGCAUGGGAGACAUAACCCAAGUGCAGAAGAUGCUCGAAUUUGGGGAUGUGAACGUGAACAUUACAGACAGGAAGAAAAGGACUGCUCUGCACUACGCCUGCGCUCAUGGCCAGGCUGAAAUGGCGACCCUCUUGCUAUGGUAUGAAUGCAACAUUGAAGCCCGAGACAGCGACGAAAGUACAGCUCUGAUCAAGGCAGCACAGCGCAGGCACGAGGAAUGUGUAAAGGUUCUCCUGAAAAACGGUGCCAACUCAAAUGCCAUUGAUGCAAAUCAAAACACCGCUCUCCACUAUGCGGUCCACAACAACAGCGCCUCCAUAGCCUCCACACUUCUGGAGUUCAGAGCAAACACUGAAAUUAAGGCAAAGAAUGGCUACACACCGCUUAUACUGGCCGUGCUGGAAAACAAAUUGGAGAUGGUGGAGCUGUUGUUACGGGCCGCAUCCAAUAUAAACGCCGUGGAUAACUUCAAGAGGUCUGCCCUCAUCCACGCUGUGAGAGCUCAGUCUAAGGACAUGAUCAGCCUUCUUCUCCAGCAGGGUGCUGAUGUGUCGUUGGUGGACGUCUACGGAGCAACGGCACAGAGUUACACUGUUUUUGAAACCUUUCAAGUGCUUUCCAAAGGCCCCAGUUCUACAACAAGAGAGGACAGAUAUAAUUCUGAUGCCAAGAAACAGCUCUCCUCAGUGGCUGAAGCAAGUGUGGGUGCUAUAGUAGAGACUGAACAGCAGGCUCAUGUGAGGUUUGGGGGGCUGCAGAUUUUAGUCCUCCCCAAGUCAUUAAUGAGAGGAAUUGCUAAAGUUCUCAGCCUGUUGAAGCACAAUGUGGUUGUCUCAUCAGAAGGGAACACUCUGGAGACCAGGCUACCACCACCAGGGCCAAUGUGUUACCAACUGCGGCAAACCACAGCAGGCAAGGGGGUGGCCACCCUUGAGGAACAGGAUGAAUGCUUAUCCUGUGCACACUCCACCCAGGACGGGGAAAGGAUGGUGCAAUCACCAGCGAAGGAAGAGGGAAACAGAGACGCAGCCGACAAGCUGGGGAGAGGUCAGAUAAGGCUGCAGGAAGAGUCUCCGGUCUUCUUUGAAACAACACCCUUCAGUCUCAGGUGCUGGAAAGGCCCCAUUGUGCCCUUCUCCAAGGCAGCUGCCAAAUUUGGUUUCUCAAAUGAUGUGUUGUCCAUGGCAAUGAACCUCUCCCAGGACACUUGCCUGAUUGUUGUGGAGAUGAAGCGUCGUUCUGAGAGGCCAGAAGAGGGCGCCAGAGUCCCCGGAACGGGAAUUACAGAUGGCUCUAAACUGCCAAGUGGGUUCUGGAAACAGGAGUCAGGUCCUCUGGAGGAGACUCAGGGCUCUCAACUACUGAGCCACUCCCUGGCUCCAAAGCAGAUACAUGUCCUGCAUGCUACUCUAAAGCAAGCAAAUAAUACCCAUGCAUUACCUGGGUCAGGGGCAUGGAAAGGAAGCAAGCAUGCCCCCGGCAAUGCUGAAGCCUGCAUGGGCAGCGCAUAUAUAUUGGUUUCAUGGUCUGAGUUGAUGAGGAUGACUGACCAGGUCUUUCCCCUCAAGGAGCAGGUUCCACCGAGACACGAACUCAGAUCGCUGGAUUCAGAGUCCAGAGCACUAACCAUUACACCACAGGAGCUGGUGCACAGGGGCAUGAACCUCGCCCCCACACCUAGAACUUCCAAGCCCACAACAGAAGAAGACGAAAAUAGCGUCAGCUCCAAGAGUCCAGUGGUCCCGUCACCCCUGCUCACUGAAUCCAGCCUCUGGAUUGGGUAUCCAAAAGAUUGGCCUGAACCCAUGAAGUUUUCCAGGCAACCAGCAGUCUACAACCCAAUCGAAUGGAGGGAAGACAUGGAAUCCCGGUCUGUUCCUCUGGACAAAAACAAACAGCCCAUGGUAGUCUUUUUAGGAAAUGAGGCAAAUGUACAGACACACAAGCAGCCAGCCAGGGUUUUCGAGGAACCUGAUGCUAAUGAUUCUGAUCCUACAGAAAAGGAGAAUGCUAAGGAUGAACUCGUAUCACUUAUAACUCCUCUGGAGGAAAACAAACCACAGAUAAAAGAAUUUUCAGUAACUGAAGCUGUCAAGCUAGAGAGGUGGGGUGAGGCAGUUCUAAAGAGCCAGAACUCAUUCUUUACUACAUAUUUUCCUUCCGAAGGCUCCCCACCAAAGCAGACCCUGGUGACCCUGAGGCCACAGCAGGAAGGAAACAGUGUGGUUUUCAAACAGAGAAAGAUGUGUGGAAUGUGCAGUGACCACUUAAGAGUCACAGUGUGUUCUAAGAGGUCAGUAUCUGUCAUCAAAGAACGAAAGCAAGAUGAGCAACAGAAUCUACAAACCUCUCUCUGGAAAGCACCUAAACUCAGCUCCAAAUGGGUUGAGGACCCCAACUUAAGGGCAAAUCCACUGGAACUGAUACGGGAGAAUGUGAGGAAUAGGCUUGAGCUUAUUGAUGAGGAACAGGAUGUCAAUAGCACAGGCACAAAGACCAAAAAUAAGUGGAGCCUCAUGAAACUGAAAAGCUUUCGUACAGCAGAGGAACCAUCAUUCAUAGAACAGACAAACUCGCCACAUGUUUCUGCACUGUGUCAGCAGCCAGCCUCUCGAGCCACAAUAGCAGCAGAGGUGCUAAAAGCAUCUUCAGACUGGCUGUCUCCUGAGCUCAGGAUAUGCUGCUCCUCCUUUGACAAGGAUAAGCUGGAGAAGCAUCCCUUGGCACCGAGAGCAUCCCAGUGUCUAGUCAAGCGGGAGAGCUCCUCACCUUUACAACUCCAAAAGCAAGACCAGGAGCCAGAGGCGAGCACGGAUUCUGAUGGAGAAGAUGGAGAUUCAAGAUCUGCCAAGGGGCAAGUGCUCAGGGGAGUGUUAAUAGAAGGAGACAGACUGGAAGGUGAAGAUACUGUACAGCUUGCCAUAAACAAGCUAAGCCAGAAGGUGGGUGAAGCUGUCAAAAUUACUGUCCACCAUGAGGAAGAGCGACCACGGGAGGACUCUACAGGAAAGACAUCCCUGAAGUCGGCCACCCCUAAACUGGCCUGGGAUAUGCGUGGCUGUGAGGCCAGAGAGACAGCUGCUGCACUGGCCGCUGUAACCCUGCAGACCUAUCCCAGACAGAAGGAAGGCGGCCUUAGAAACAUCUCUCUGUCUCCCUCUUUCUCUCAGGUCCUGGAACACAGUGGCCAGUCAGUUACUAAAUCACCCUUAAUGAAAAAUAAAUUAGACUAUGAAAGUAACAAGUUCGAAAUAGAAGAAUCCCUUCAUAAAAGCAAGGAGAAAUCUUCUAAAACUACAGAAAGUGGAAAGAGAAGAGGUAAAUGCCCAGAAGUAUGUAUGGGUGGGAAGCAAGAAGGCUGUGAAGUCAAGAGCCAGUUGCAAAAAACUCUGAUACCAAAAGGCAUGGCCUGGCAGUUAGAUAGCAGACACAUGUCGAAAUCCAGUGACUCCAAAAGGCUUUCAGAAUCCACAGAAAGGAGUCGCACGAGUGAAUUUAACAGUUGGAGUGAUUCUACCCUUGGCGACACUCACAAGAAAAGUAAAGGCACACCGGACCUGACCCAGAAGCCCCUGCACAGCAACUGCGAGGCCCCGGUGCGAACAGUGGGAACCGCCAGUGCAGCGCCGCCUGGUGGCAGGACAGCAAGCGCUUUGGCGGGUGAAGCGCCUCAGGACAGGCUGUCCGACAGUGAGUUCCAAAUACUAGAGGAAGAAAUCCUGGCCUGGGAGAAAGUACACCUUGAAAACGAGAGUGUCUCUGAGAAUCUGCCAAACAAGUGUGAGGGGAUCUCUUCUGAUGCCACAGGUCAAAGGGGGAACUAUCUAGAAAAUGAGCACACAGGAGCAGAAUCAGACUCUGAGGAGACAACCCAGUCAGAACAAAAGACUCUUGAUGGCAGUGAAAAUACCCAGCUGCAACAUAAAGUCCUCUCAAAGACAUGCCCCCAAACACAAAACACAUCUGCAGAUCCAGCCAGGCCAACCCACCCUCAGUAUCAGAAGGAAAGCACACAAAGCCAUCCUCCCCCUUUGCAUCUGGAGAAAAUGUCUGAAGAGCCCGAAAUAAACAAGAAAUCUGAUGGAGAAUGUGCGUCUGUCUAUCCGGAAGUUCCUGCAGUGAAAGCUCAUGAGAAAGUGUCCAUCACUCGAGACAUAACAGGGAAUAAUGGAAAACCAGACAAACACAGCUGUGAGUUACAGCACACAGCUAGGGAUGUGCUUGAAAACAUCUGUCCUGAGGGAGAACCACUUCCUGGUAGCUAUAGGGGAAGAAAUCAGUUCCAGGUUGAAGAAAUGAGCAAGAAGCGGCCGAGUCCGGAAUUGAAAGUCUCAGAGUGUCCUGUGGUCACUGACUGUAAUGACAGUGGGUUGAUUGUCAGAAGGAAAGGCGGAAGGACCGAGAAGCUGCUUGCUACUGAAGAGAAGGAUGAGCUUGCUAAGAGUGUUUCUGGCUCGUGUAUGAAAGAAAUAAAGAAACCUGGAAGGGAAGCACCCGCCCCCAGACAACCCGUGAUCACACCAGUAUUUGAGAAGUCCCUUCCAGAAGCUGCUGGCCUGCUGCUGGUGAAGGAAGGCCACCAUCUGAGUGAAAUGGGUCGGGAUGAAGGAAGGCUGUCAAAGAGACAAGCUAAAGAAAAGCACAAGGUACUGAAAGCAGACCAGGGGAACCUGGACUGCAGGCUGAGUGACAUCACACUGGGAGGAGCUACAGCUAUCACAGCUGCCAUGAGCAUCACCAUAACCCUGAGCAGUGAGGAUGUGAACCUGCAGCCUCCCAGUGCCCAUUGCCAGUACUGCCCACCCCAAGCCUGCACCAUGGGUGUCUGUAGUGAGUCGGGCCUCAUCCCAGUGUCCGCAUCUGGUCACCCUAGGGUGUCCACCUACAGCAUCCCAGCCCACUGCACAGGGAUGAGCAUGGAGGGGUGCUACAAACCAGGUGAGUCCAUCUGCUCAGUGAGCGCAGGAAGAAGCAGGAGACAGGGCGCUGUGAACAGGAGGCCUCCACAGCAUCUGGGUCCUGUUCAUGCAUCCCUCAGUCCUGAGUCACAGAACACUGAAGUGUCCGUAUUCUGGGCCCUCGGGCGAUGCCCUCUCUACCAUUCUAGACAGAGAACCACUUCAAAUCCCAGCCGAAGAGCUCUGUGGACUCCCGCUGUCUGCGCCCGACGUGAAAGGCAUCGGCAGCCAGUUGAGCAGGGGCAAUACAGUCUUACUGUCAAGCCAAGAGUAUUGGCAAUAGAGUGCAAUGUACCCCCACUGGUCAACAACUCAAAAAGAGAUUCUAGCAGCCUGCUGAAACUCUGGGAUAUGAUUCAUUCGUAUGAAAGGCUGAUGGCGCUUAAGAACAGCCACUGCGAACUGCUCACAAGAAAACUCACAGAGAACAUGGAAAACAGGGCUGGCGGAGAGCAGAGAGAACAGGCGGAAGUUAAAUCCUGGUUACAGCACAGAGGAGGAGAAUGGGAAGACCUCCGCACUUUGAGGUUCCCCUUAAAACCAGGUGAGAAGCAAGAACAGGCUGAGUCUAUGUUUCAACAAAACAAGAUGCAGUUGAGCAGAAGAGAGGAGCAAUGCGGUAAAAAUGUGGAACAGACUCAACACCGAGAAAUCGGAAAAAUAAUUGCAGAUGCAAAGGCCAUAGAAAAUGAUUUGAGACAGCUCUACAAGCUGAGAGAAACUUGGGAAACUACCUAUUACAAGUAUCUCCACACGGUUGUAAAGCUUCAGUUCAUGGAGCAGGAGCUAGCAGUGAUAAAAACAGAACAAAAGAAGUGUGGACGCCUCCUCGAGAGCCACAGGAACUUAGAAGAAGACGUUCUUCACUGCAGAGGCUGGGUGCGGGAGCACGCGAUCCAAGCAAGAAAUCAAAACAAAACUAAGGAUUUAAGAGAUGCGGAUGAAGUGGUCAUGAUAGAUGAGAUGGAACUCAGAAUUAAGAGCCUGGAAUCUCAGCUGGCCACGAGGGGAGCUCAGCACAGCCUCUGGGAAGGAGCGCUACCCUCUGAGCACCACUGUGCAGGAAAGCGUGGCGUGACACAGCCCCUGCUAAGAGAGCUGGGUGAGCAAGCCAGCCGCAGUCUGAGGAAAUAG